Molecule: messenger RNA, 1461 nt
Organism: Laccaria bicolor S238N-H82
Lineage: Eukaryota; Fungi; Basidiomycota; Agaricomycetes; Agaricales; Hydnangiaceae
Exons: 8
Coding region: 1-1461 (486 amino acids)
Cellular component (GO): SBF transcription complex; MBF transcription complex
Molecular function (GO): DNA binding; transcription regulator activity
Source: RefSeq, a predicted model, not a curated record
AUGACCACAGGAAUGCUUCAUGACGCAACAAUCCAGACGGCGGCUUCAACCUCAGGACCUCGCUUUCGCCCGUAUGCCAGCCCAGACCACCAUGUAACAAAGGGUCGCUAUAUCACGAGCAACGAUCCGCGAGGGUACAUACCCGUAUACGAAUAUCCUUUGAAUGGUCAAUGGAUUAUGAUGGACAUUGACGACGGGUACAUCUUGUGGACGGGUAUCUGGAAAGCUGACAUCGUUAAAAUGAUUGAUUCGCAACCUGACCUUGCGCCACUUAUUCGUCGCGUGCGAGGUGGCUACCUGAAAAUCCAGGGAACUUGGAUGCCUUAUGAGGUCGCCCUCAAAUUAUCUCGUCGAGUUGCUUGGGCAAUCCGCGAUGACUUAAUCCCACUAUUUGGCCCAACCUUUCCCAGCACCUGUUUAUCGCCUGACCAACCAGGGUAUGGGCAAGUUGUCGCUUCCUCACAAAACCGACGCCGCGCAAGACGCAACACCCAGGCUGGCACCGCAGUGCCGUAUGCACCUCGGGAUACUCAUCCAAAUUGGACUGUCGUUACGCCGCCCACAGUGCCUAGCACACCGCACGAUGCGUUGCCUCUUCCAUCUCUUCCGAUUUCAGACUAUGCCAUGUCUCCUCAAUAUUCCCCCAACAUGCUUCAUAGGCACUCCUCUCAUACCCACGAAAAGGCGACUAGCCCAUCUGCGCCAGUGAAUCACCCACAUCGCUAUGCCCCUUACACGGGGUCGCCGCCAAAUCGCUACUCAACUUCAAUUAGUAAGGGUGGUCUGUCCCUUGAUAUCCCCUCGACCCGAGACCAUCCGUCCCCGCAUAUGAACGACAAAAGUUUUAAUUUGCCCCCUGUUCAUCUUCCUGAUCACAAUAUGGAUAAUUCUCCCUAUGCUCUACCCCCGAUAUCUGCCUUGGAAGAUCUACGAGGCGUCCACACGCAAGAUUCGGCCGCCGUUUUGCGCAGGCUCCGUCUCGAUGACGAGCAUUACCCGAAAUCCGGCUGUCCCACCGAGGAGCAAUUGUGGGCGAGGCGACACUCGGUGCCAACCCAUCCAUAUGUUAAAGGACCUGAGGGUUCAUCUCGUUUCCAGCCGUACCAUGGUUCGCGAUCAUACCAAGACCAUACGGGCCAUCGCGCGUGGUCGCCUUCAGAAAAGUCGGAUAUUCGCCGCGCAAGAGAGCACUUUAUUCCUUCCGACGCAACGCGGGAGUACGACUCAAAUUCAGACCCAUCGCCUACGACGCCAGCUACUCCGGAAUCAAUCCUCUCGGCAAAGGGCGCCCGCAGCACAUUUUCCCAAUCAGAGAAAUCGCCGCGGAUCAUAGAGCAACGAACUUUCUUUCCUCGGCAUGCUGGACAUACUGACCACUCGACGACAUGGUCGUCCGUACGCCGGAAUUCGUGCGACGUAGACAACGAUACCAACCCUACCCGGCCACACCGGCCUUGGUAA